Messenger RNA from Closterium sp. NIES-67, 3638 nucleotides. The record is from the annotation of a GenBank genome assembly. NCBI's taxonomy places the organism in Eukaryota, Viridiplantae, Streptophyta, Zygnematophyceae, Desmidiales, Closteriaceae.
AUGGCGAGGGGCACAAGUGUCACAAAAAUGGGGUGGGCCCCACGCGAAACGCGAGGGGCCUCACGACGACUGAAAUGUUCUCGCCAAAACUGGCGAGGUCGCAAGGGUACAGCGGGCGACACUGCCUCUCGAACAUGCGAAAGGCGGGGGGCUGGUCAAUCUUGCUCGUCAAUCUUCUCGCGCUAUUCUAACAUGGCAUCUAGAGCUAGGUUUAGGAUCCUCCUCACGCUUCCGCCCUAGCAUACGCCCUCGCCCUAGCCUAGCGCGAUUCGCCCUAGCCUUGCGCCUCGUUACCCUCGUUGGCCCCUCAGCGUCAGCCCGCUAGCUAGCGCCAGCUGACGUGAGCACAUGCCAGCUAGCGCCCGAGCCAGCUCGCCAGUACCAGCCGACGCCAGCUGCCGCAAGCCAAAUCCAGCCCGCACCAGGGCCAACCGGCCAGCGCCAGCCAAUGCCAGCCCGCACUAGCACCAGCCGCCACAAUCCGUCAGCGCUAGCCGCCAGCCGCCAGCGCUAGCCGUCCGCCACCCACGCCAGCAGCACGCUCCCAGCCACCAGUUCUCGCCGCGCUUGCCGCCAUCUACCAGUGCCAACAGCUCGUUGCCAACGCCAGCCGCCAGCCGCCAGCAUUAACAGCGCUUGCCGCCAGCCACCAGCACCAGCCAUCAGCGCCAGCGCCAGCAGCGCGCCGCCAGCGCCAGCCGCCAGCCAGCUGUCGGCGGCUCCUAACUCGCCAACACCGGCUUGCUACCGCCAGCCAGUAGCCACUAGCUUGCAACCGCCAGCUAGCAGCCGCCAACUCGCUACUAGCCGUUGCCAACUCACCGCCGCCAGCCCGCCGCCAUCAGCUCGUCACCGCCAGCGGCCAGCGCCAGCUUGCAGCUCGUCGCCGGCCGCCAGCCGAUGUCUCGCUGCUCGCCGCUGCCAGCCAGCCGCCAGCUCGCCGCCUUGCCACCGCCAGCCCGCGGCUCGCCGCUGCCGCUAACCACUACCGACAGCGCCAGUAGCGGUAGUUGCCAGCGCUAGUUUGCCGCUUGCCGCUUGCCGCCAGCUGCCAGCCUGCACCUUGCGGUCUGCCGCACGCUGCCGCCUCCUGCCGCUAGCAGCUUCCAGCCAACUACUGCCAUCACUGCCCCUCCUCGCAGCCCACUCCUCUUUCUCCUAGCAGACUCCUACAGCUCGACGUUGCUGCCACUUCCGCCUCUGUCCGCCAGCCGCUGCCAUGACGACCCAAUCCUCCACUACCCUAGGUCGUCUCCUACUGUCAUUCCUUUUCCACGGCCUAGCCUCCUUCUCCACUGAAGUGGACCUCGUUGCGCACCUGCACUCCCUUGAGGCUUGCUGGCGUGCAGCCUGCUUUGAGGAACAGCAUAUCGCCCACUUCCCCCCCACCUACGUCACCUUGUACCCCUUGCCACCCACCUCCCUGACCGUCGCACCCCUGCACGAGACGCUCUCCUCGCACAACCCCCCACUGCCCUAACUGUCACUGAGUUUUCCACCGCCUUGACGAUGGUUGAGUCGCACCUCCCUGCCAUCGCUGACACCACUAGCACAGUGGCAGUCCCAAUCUUUCAGGGCGAACCUGCACCCCAGCUCUCUAUCUCUAGGGCCUGUACCUCUGUCGCGAAGAUCACUGAGACAGCUGCAAAGGUCACUAAGCCCAGUCGCUCCUCUGGACAGAGGGACAAGGGCAAGGGAGGCAAGGGUCAUGGGGCGUCGGCAGCGGCGAGUGGAGGGGGUGCAGGGGCAGACGAAGAGGCUGGUUCGACGGAGUCGGAGACUGCGCAAAAGCAGCAACAGCCGCCGCCACAACAAAGGUUGCAGAAGCAGCCGCAGCUACCACGGGGGCAGGCGGGCCCUCGGAGUGGUGGAGGCCGUGGAGUCCGAAGAGAUUGGGCCUCAUGGCAGUCGGUGCCCUGGGGGUCGCGUGGCUCUUCUGUGGGCCAGGGUGUUGGUGGUCCUAGAGGCGUUGGGAGUUGAACAUACCAGCUGCUGACCGGCCCCCAGUAUGGCCAAGCCUGCGGGCGCACGGGCCAUGGGCACCGAGCCCAGUGGUCUAUAUGCAGAGCAGUGUGCUCCCCGUCAGUCCGUCGCUCGCCUGCCAUUGCCGCUGCCGCCGCGCCGUCAUCGCCGCCGCCGCUAUUGUGCCUACUACCGCCACCUCCGCUGCUACAGCAGUCGCCGCCUUGCUACUGCCGCCGCAGCCGUCGCCACCACUACGGCAGCCGCCGCUACGGCAGCCAUCGUCGCCACUACCGCUGCAACAGCAGCCGCCGCAGAAGGAGCCACUUCCACUCCUCUUGCCGCCACUGCCACCGCCGCUGCCACAGCAGUCGCUGCUGCCGCUCAUGCCGCUGACGCCGCCACUGCCCCUUCUGCUGCCGCCACUGUCGUCGCUGCCCCCGUUGCCACUGACGCCGCCGCUGCCCCUGCAGCCGCUGCUGCCGCCACUGCUGCCACUGACGCUGCAUCUGCCACUGCUGCUACUGCCGCCGCCGCUGCCACUACAGCUGCCACUGCCCCUGCUGCCACUGCUGCCACUGCCGCCGCCGCUGCCUCAGCUGCCGCUGCCGCUGCCACUGCCACCGAUGCUGUUGCCCCUGAUGCCACUGCGCUGUGGCAGCUGCAGGCGCCACUACUGCUACUAUAGCCGUCGCCACCGCUGCCUCUACCACUACCGCUUCUCCAGCAGCCACCGCCCCUGCUACAGCCGCCACCAUCGUCGCCGCCGCUACGACAGCCGCCGCCGCAGCUGCAGCAGCAGCCGCUCCAACCGCUGCCACUCGGGCCGCUGCUACAGCCACCUCUGCUCCUCCUCGGUCUCCUGCCGCCGCUCCUGCCGCUGCUGCUCCGGCCGCCUCUCAAGCCGCCUCUGCUCCUCCUCCUACUUCUGCCGCCACUCCAGCCGCCGCUCCAACCGCUGCCACUCCAGCCGCCGCUCCUCCUCCUCGGACCAAUGCCGCCACUCCGGCCACCGUCACUCCGGCCGCCGCUACAGCCGCCACUCCUCCUCCUCGAGCCACUGCCACCGCUCCAGCCGUCACCACUCCGGCCGCCGCUCCAGCUGCCGCUGCUACUGCCGCUUCACCAGCCGCUGCUCCAGCCGUCGCCGCCACUACAGCCGCCGCUGUCACUCCAACCACUCCAGCCGCCGCUACAGCAGCAGCUACCUCCACUCCAGCCACCGCCACUCCAGCCCCCCCUCCCUCCAGCCCUGGUGCCCCAUGCACCUACGCAGCCCACCCCAUAGCAGCCGCAGCAGAAGAAGCAGCAGCAGCAAGGGGGGGGGGGGGGGGGGAGGGGGUUCGUGGGCCCUGGGGGUGGUGGUUCUGGGAAUGCUCCCCCUGGGGGUGGUAAUUCUGAGCGUGCUCGACCUUAGGGUGCUCGGCCUUAGGGUGCUCGGCCUUAGGGUGCUCGGCCUCAGGACGCUCGGCGUCUGAACUUCACCAAUUUUCUUGUUACUCUUGCUGACUGGCAUUCUGGCCCUUGUCUCUGUGUCCACACUAGUAGUGCUGCCCUGAGCUGUCUGUCCCCUACUCAAGAGGCCAGACUAGUAGUGCUGCCCUGGAUUGCUGUGCCUUGCAAGACUCUGCCCCUACCCAGUCUAGGGGGUGUGUUAGCGUACAUAUAAUUUUCAU